Messenger RNA from Galleria mellonella (greater wax moth), 2033 nucleotides. RefSeq names its product isochorismatase domain-containing protein 1-like. NCBI's taxonomy places the organism in Eukaryota, Metazoa, Arthropoda, Insecta, Lepidoptera, Pyralidae. The transcript is spliced from 4 exons. The coding region runs from base 90 to 713 and encodes 207 amino acids. Gene Ontology annotation, cellular component: cytoplasm. The record is from RefSeq and is a predicted model, not a curated record.
GUCAUUUUUCAAUGUUGUUUGAAACUUCAACCGGUUCAAUCGUGUGUUUAUUAAACUUUUUAUCCUUAAAUAAUUAUAGAUAACAAACCAUGGCGGCUCGUAAUAUUUUCAAAUUGGGUGCAUUAGAAGCGCAGAGGACCGCAUUCCUGCUAUGCGACAUACAAGAGACGUUCAGACCUCAUAUAAAAUACUUCGGCGAAGUGGUCAGAGUGGCGAAUAAAAUGGUGGAAGCAGCAAAACAUUUCAAAAUUCCUGUAUAUGUUUCGGAGCAGUAUCCCAAGGGUCUGGGGCACACCACCAAGGAUAUCAGUCUAGAGGAUGCUGCAUUGGUAUAUGAGAAGACUAGAUUCUCCAUGUACACACCAGAACUGCAGGAAAGACUGAAGAAGGAUGUGCCAAAUUUAAGCUCUGUUGUCUUGUUUGGGAUUGAGGCUCACGUUUGCAUCGAACAAACAGUUAUAGACCUGCUGAAUGAGGACAUUGCUGUCCAUGUCCUGGCUGACGGUGUCUCGUCCAGGUCUCUAAUGGACAGAGGACUUGCUUUCCAGCGCAUGCAGUCCCUGGGCUGUUUUGUAACUACUUCGGAAAAUGUUCUGUUUAAACUACUCAGAGAUAAGGAUAACUCUGUUUUCAAAUACAUAUCCAAACUUAAUAAAGAACCCACUGUUGACACGUUGGGAUUUGAUAAUAAUAACAUAUCAUCUAAACUGUAGAGAUUCGUUCCAAUAUAUGUUUAUAAUACAGUAUAAUACAGUACUAUUUUAAGGAUUAGAUUUCUGUAACUAAUACUUAGUUACAGAAAUCUAAUCCUUAAAAUUCGUGUUAUUAUAUCAACCGUUACCCGUCCACCGCUGGACGUAAUCCUCCCCCAUAGACUGCCAUAAUGAACGGUUCUGAGCCACCUGCAUCUAAUUAAAGUUAUGUUAAAUAUAUUCGUAAAACUUAUUGCAUUAAAUUUUUCGACUUGUCGCUCUUAACUACAGUAACAGGGAGGUCCGUGGCUACUACGUGGGCCGGUGCUGGCAGGGAGCCGGUCUAGUUCCUUGCCAUCAGAUAUGUUGAAGCGUAAAGCAAUCAUGUAUGGUAACCACAAUAACAAUUAAUUGGGUCUUCCAACUCUCUGAUAUAUGAGGAGGGUUAGGUGGGGCCUCGGGGCGGACCCCUUUGCCCCAGCUUCAACUCGGGGACGACUACCCCCGGAUCACUGGUACUAUACCUCUCUGGGUAAUGAGGUGCGGUCUUCUAACAUUUACAGUUGUUAAAUUCAUUUUAUACACAUCUGUUACUCUAGCGCCAUUCUGGAGGGAUUUGGAACUGUUAUUUACAGCUUAUAACUACUGGAAAAUCCCCCCAAGGGGAAAGCUUAUGUUCAACAGUGGACCGUUAAAGAUUGAUAUGACAGUUUACAGUUGGACACUUGCUUACUAUUCUCUGAUAUGAGAUAGUUUUCCUUAGCUCUACUAUCUAUAAAUACUUAAAAUAUACUAAAGAUUUCGAAUUUAGGGAUACAUUAUACUAUGUUAGAGAAGCGCGGAUAUGAAUCAAUUCGAUUUAUUUUCGAUAAUCGAUUAUUGUUUUUUAUUCAUUUUGCAUUGCAUGGCAAUACGGAUAUAUAAUCAUUUGCCUGAAAGUAUCAGAAAUUGUAAUAAUUUGUCCUAUUACAAAAAAAAGCUCUUCAAGCUAUUUAUGGAUAAAUGUUAUUACUCAGUAAAUGAGUUUUUAAAUGAUAAAAUAAUUAUAAAUGAUUAGAUAUGUGUUCACUUUGUGUUGUGUAUAUUUUUAAUGAUUUUAUAUUACAAUGUAUUGACAUGAUCUAUUCAUGUCAAUACAUUGUAAUAUAGAGUCAUACAGAAAGUGACAAAAUAUUAUUGCAAAUGUUUAUGUUAUUAUGAUAAAAUUAUUUUAAUGUUUUGUUUAAUAAGUUUUUAUAUUUGCACGCCUACAGUGUGGCAGAAUAAGAUUGGACUAUUUUUCUUGUAAAGUAACACCUAAAAAUGUACCUUAUUCCAGCAAAUAAAUGAUUUCAAUUUCAA